Doryrhamphus excisus (bluestripe pipefish) is the source of this 14231-nucleotide messenger RNA. Lineage: Eukaryota; Metazoa; Chordata; Actinopteri; Syngnathiformes; Syngnathidae. The record is from RefSeq and is a predicted model, not a curated record.
CCGGACUGCUAUACGGCUGGACACUUCCUGGUUUGCGUCAGACGCCAUCUUCAAAGGAACGCUAGCAUCUUUCUCAAUUUGCUGUUCAGAGACGCAAUCCGCAAGGGAACGCUACGCAUCAUCUUCAUUUUGCUGUUCUGCCUGCAUUUCAAUUCAGAAGCAGUCUCUUUGACGUGAGGAUGUGUGUAACCACGCUGAGCAGCAUCAGGAAGAUGGUCAUUGACAUCACGAUCACAUAGUGGCUAAUGCUGUGUGAGAGACGCUGCCACUGUCCCGCACCAGGAAGAAAAAGUGCUAAAAAGAGAGUAAAAUAAAACCAUACGUGAGGUUUAACUAUGAGGUAAGUCAAUGAAAAGAUGAAUAAUACGGGUGUUACCAAAGCCAUCACGUCAGAUAUAACCAGGACAAUGAGGAAUAAGCUGUAAAUGGAGAAAUAAGUAUUACAAUUUAUUUAUUUUUAUUUAUGGUUAACUAAAACCAUCCUAAAAUGAAUGAAGUUACCUUCUCGAUGAGAGCUGCGUUGUAACUUGGAUAGUCUCAAACGUGCACGUCACGAUUAUGAAUGGAAUAAUGACCUGGAAAAGUAAAAUGGACGACAUAUCAAACUAAAAAAGAUGUGAUCAAACAUCAUAAAUACAAGUCCUUUACAUUUAUUUGAUCAUAUUUACAUUACAUACCAUGAAAACAUACCAUGAAAGGGUUUCAAUAACUUAAAUGCUAAUAAUGCUAACAUUAGCAUGCUAACACCGAGCAUAAUAGUGGUAAGUGCCUACCUCUGAAAAUGUUAGUAUAAUUAUGUUAACAUACAAACACCUAACGUCACAAAAAAUGCUAAUAUGCUCAUGUUAGCAACGUGAAAUGCAUAAAACAUGCUAAUAUGCUCAUGUUAGCAUGACAGCAAUGGUAACAUUCUAACAUCUAACAAUAAUAUCUACCUCUAUAAACAGCUAACAACGCUACAAUGCUAAUGUUUACAUGCUAGCAAUGCUAAAAUGCUACUGUUGGCAUGCUAACACCUAGCAUAAUAGUGCUAAGUGCCGACCUCUUAAAUGUUAGUAUAAUUAUGUUAAUGUACUAACACCUAACGUCACAAAAAAUGCUAAUAUGCUCAUGUUAGCAAUUUGAAAUGCACAAAAAAUGCUAAUAUGCUCAUGUUAGCAUGAUAGCAAUGGAAACAUGCUAACACCUAACAUAAUAACAUCUACCUAUAUAAACAGCUAACAAUGCUACUAUGCUAUGUUUACAUGCUAGCAAUGCUAAAAUGCUACUGUUGGCAUGCCAAUACUUAGCAUGAUCGUGCUAAGUUUAUUUAAGUGUCUACCCAUGAAAAAACGGCUAAAAAUGCAACUAUGCUAAUGCUAGCAAUGCUAACAUGCUAAUGUUAGCAUACAAACACCGAGCAUGAUAAUAGUGUUUAUACUGUGUAUUUGUGUACCUAUAAUAUAUUAAAAUGCUACUAUGCUAAUGUUAGCAUGUAUUAGCAUGUCAACACAGGCUACCAACUAGCCUGCUAGUUUGCUAACAUGCUAAGACUGAACAUGAUAGUGGUGUUUAUAUACAUAUGUGUCUACCCAUGAAUAUAGCAAUAAUUGCAAGUAUGCUCACGUUAGCUAGCAAUGCUAACAUGUAGCAUGAUAACAUAAUGUACUGGGGCAAAUUUUUUUUUGUGGCGUUAUAUGCACAAAUCAUUAUGCUUACCUUCCACAUCAAUAACCCUCCCAUGAUGAAGGGGUUGAAGACCGUCAGGAAGCAAUAAACAGACGCAGGGUCAAAACUGGAAGAAAAGAAGAAAAUACUCAAAGAAGGUAAGAUACAUAAAACAAAUUGACAAUAAGCAUAUUUCAACAAAAGUAGUUUUCAUUAUUUAUAAAUUUAAUAUUUUCAUAGGUACAGGAUAGCAUUAUUAAACAUUAUUAGAGCCCUCCAGACAUGAAACAACACCCCUAUAGUGACCUUUACACUCAUAUUACCCAUUAUAAUAAACAUAAUAAGAGAAAAUAAGACAACAGUAGCCUCGUAGUCGGGAUCUGGUGCUUGUGCGUCUCAUUGAACAUCACAGUAACAUUACUGACACCGACGGGCCAGUGUAGAAUACUACAUAUCGUGUAUUUGAAUGCAUCUUCUGAAUGCUUUGAGACAUUUUUAUGCUUGAAAAUGUUUUUAUUAAAAAUAAAAAACAUACCUGUUGAUGGAUGCAAUGUUCCCAGUGCCAAAGAAAGCGGUUAUUAUAAAAAAAACCUAAGUGACAUAUGCAGUCAAGGAUAAAAACAUGGCAGUUUCUGUUGCAUCACUUGAAAUCACUUGAAGGAUACAAAGAAAUAGGAACGCCGGAUGUCGUCCAGCUUGAGCUGGCGAAUUUUGGAGAUGUCAAUGUUGGCAGAGAAAUCAAUCGUGGAGAGCUGCAAGACAAAAGUCACUUGUCAAGAAAAAAAACUAGUCAAUUGUCAAAUUUAAACCCAGACUUGACGUCAUCAACGGAUAUUGGCGAAUAUUCCAAGUAUUUGUACCUCUUGUCUUCCUGAAAAGCCCUCAGCGAUCAUGGCUUCCUGUUCAAUGUUGAUCCACACAAACAUCAACCAGGAUAACACCGGUGGGAACAAGGCCUCCGACCUGGGGCACAAAUUGUGGAAAUUUUGCCGUUUCACCUUGCAGAACACUGUAGUGUAGGGGGUGUCCAAUGUGUGGCUCAGGGGCCAUUUGGGCACCAAACUUUUUUUUUAAUUGGCUUGCAGCACUUAACAAGAAAAUCAACCCCCCCCCAAAAAAGUAAUUUUACAAGAAUAAAGUUGUAUUAUUAUGAGGAAAAUUAAUGUCAUUUUAGUAACAAAGUUGUUGAAGUAGUUUUUUUUUUACUAAAAGUGGUAAAAUUAUGAGAAACAAAACAAAAUAAACAUGUUAUUUAUGAAUAAACUCAAAAUAUUAUGAGAAUGAAGUCGUAAUUUUACAAAAAAAUUAAUUUACCAGAAAAAAAAACUAAUGGACUAACUCCAAGCGCGAAGGCAAAAUAUUAAGAGAAAAAUAUUGUAUAUCAACAAGAAAAAAAGUGGCAAUUUUACACAAAUAAACUCUAACUAUAACACUCAUAUGAUAUGUGCAAAAAUAAUGUCAUAUUAGUAGCAAAAAUUAUCCUUUCAGCUGCAAUAUUACGAGAAAAAAAUGUACAAGAAGAAAUGGUAAAAAACAUAAAAACGACGUAUAAUAAAAAUAAUUAUAAUAAAAAAUAUCAGACUAUUAAGAAAAAGAGGCAUACUCCAAUGAGAAAAAAAUUUGCAAUUUCAUAAGAAUAAACAUGUAAUAUUAUGACAAAAUAUAAGGUCAUUUUACUAGCAUAGAGUAGAAAUAUUAAAUAAAAUUUUUUUUAAGCUGAAACAAAACAUGACGUAAUUUAUGGGAAGUUAGAUCAAGGGAAAAACAAUCAUAUUGAAUAAUAUAGGAAUAAAGUACAAAUAUUCAGAGAAAAUCAAAUUUUACCAAAACAAAGUCGUAAUAUGUGGAAAAAUUAUGUAAUUUUAGGAGCAUAGAGUUGAAAUAUUUUUAUUUUUUUUAAAGGGGGUAAAAAAAUCUGCUUAUUGACCUGUGUGACAAAACUGAGAUGCUUUCAUGUAUCAUGCCAUCUUACCCUGUGCUAAGCAGCAGAUAGGUGGCUGUUAGCGAGAGCAAUAUGCUGAGAAGCCGGUGGAAUAGACGUGUAGAGCUCAUCAGUGGAACAAGUAUGGAAGACGCUGAAGAAAAAAAGAGCUGGUGAACGUCUUCUUUAAAAAAAAAAAGCAGUUUCACACAAGCUAAACACAAGCUAGAUGUCGCCUACCAAACGUGGCCCAGCUGAUGAUCUGGUUGAGAAGAGGCAGACCCUGUUUCUGCUGCAGGCUGGAGUGCGUGGAGGACGGCACCUGACCUGGAUGAUGAACUGCUGUUUAUCACUUGGGUGAAGCGGGGUCCUGUUGUGUGACGGCCAGAGGAAACAGGAUGAUGUGAAGAGAGUGAGGAGGCCAGCACAUGUCCUGGGAAGGCAUCAGAGGGAAUGCGGCCAAACACAAGCAGCCCAGAAACCAGCUCAAUGAUCGGAACUGAAGUAGCGAUAAAAAGUAGAGCGAUAAUAGAUGUGCACGAGUGCUACCUUUUGCAAACAUGGGCAGGAUAUCAGGGCUUCCCCAGGACCAACAACGGCACUAACGUCCUCAUAGAAGCCAGCAAUGAGCGCAACAUGGCCAGGGCGGGACUCUGUAGGAACACGCGUGUGGGAGACACCCCAGGUAUUCUACGAACCUCAAGUAAGGAGCUCUGGAUGAGCCGUUCGGGAGCAGAGCGAAGAGGCUGUCCGCUCUCAAACCGUCGGCCACGAUGAGCACCAGCCUGGAAGCAGGUGGUGUCAAAAGCGUGGCCAUGGGAGUCAUGCCAUGGACUAAAGGAGACGUGAAGUAGAUGUCAAAAAUGGACAGGAAGAAGAUGACAUGGACUGUCAGUCCCACCAGAAAAAAGGUGAUCAUCUUCAUUUUGGGGGGUCCGUCAACACCACAUGGAGUCUGAAAUACAAGGAAAAAUAAUUUAUAUCACUACCUUUUAUUAAUUUUGACUCUUCAAGAGCACAAUGAUACAUAUAUCUAUAUAGAUGUUGCAUUUUAAUACAAAUGUUCCUUGUUAUAGUCAUGUUUAAACACACUACAAGCAUUAUACUCCACCCACUUCCUGUUUUGAGCAUGUAAGCCACACCCGACAUAACAUACAAGCACACUGAUUUCAUUGGUGUCAGCUAAUGAUAGCAAUGUGACCAAGUUUAGCCACUAAUGUUAGCUAUUAUUGAGUGUUUUGCCUAACAACAGCAUGACUGCAAAUUGCUGAUUGGCUCUCUGGGACUGAUUUUGUGUGUGUGCACGAGCUACAAACACGAGACACUUUGUCAUGGAGUUUAAUAAUAGUUGUGAAAAAUGUAGACAUUUUUUGGAUAAACUAUUAUUUUAAACCACUGUUACUAACAUAUAGUGUCCGCAUACAGUACCUUUAAGCGCAUGUUUACAUGACGGCCAUAGAAAAUAGUAACUCAUUAAGUCUUACCUGUGUUCAACUUCAUAAAUCCGAAUGAAUGGGGAGGCACUCGGGAAAACAGUUCGUCGCUCUUAUUUUGGUUACAUUUUAUGUUUGUAAAUAGCCAAACAACGUAUAUUCACAGAGAAACACUCCAGGUUACAAGACACCCUCGGUCUGAUCCCUAAAUACGUGCUUUUACGAAAACCAUCUGUCCUACUUAAUAAGAUUACUGUAGUCCCCUCACUUCCUUGUUGUGACUCGUUGAUACCCAGUGGGAUUGUGGGUAGUUGUAGGAAAUCUGACCAAUCACAGCUGGAUGGACCACUCACAAAGAUCUUCUAGAGAAGAGAGAUGAGUCGAAUGCCUGCUAAACGGGAUGAAAUCAACUUCCGGAUUCAUAAAUGGGCGCGGUUUGCACUUGCUGUAACAUUGACAUUAAAAUAGACUAAGCGAAAUAAUGUAUUUUUUUAAAUAAGAGGAAUGACAGAUAAUUUUUUAACAACUAUUUUCACAUCACCUGAUGUGUGAGUAUCAGUAGUCUACGUCAAGGAAAUCGGAACCAAUAUCACGUGACAUGAGACAGCCAAUAAGAAUGAACGCGAGAUUCCUCUCCCAGCUAGCUUGUCAUCCAUUCAGGAAGCAGGUCUCAUUAGCUUAGCCUAGAUAGCUACAGCCUCCUUUAGUGCAAAUAUGGCGUCGGUGAACCCAUUUAAUCUUAGUGAUUCCGAGGAGGAGAGUGAACGGCGACCCAACGAGACAGUUGACACAGAGCGCAGCCCGAGUGACGGGGCUCCAGGACCACCGCCGGGAAACCCAUUCUCUCCGUCCGCGGACGCCGAGCCUCCGACGCUGUUGCUGUCCAGCGUCAACCGAACGAGCCCAAACGGGGAGGGCAUCUCUUCCGCGGCUACCUCAGCUGUAGCAGGCGGUGCCGAGACACGGGUGUCUGUGGAUGUCAUUGCCGCUCAGCUAUUGCGCGAUCAGUACAUCCUCACGGCCUUGGAGUUCCACACGGAGCUCCUGGAGGCGGGCAGGGAGCUCCCACGGCUGAGGGAUUAUUUCUCCAACCCGGGGAACUUCGAGAGACAGAGCGGCACGCCACCUGCCAAAGAUCAGGGAAUCGGACCGGGUGGACCAUUGAAUCGAGCAGGCAGCAUCAGCACCUUGGACUCUCUGGAUUUCGCCCGUUACUCAGACGAUGGCAAUCGAGAGUCAGAUGAACGGGUGGCCGUGCUGGAGUUUGAGCUACGGAAAGCAAAGGAGACCAUUCAGGCUCUGCGCGCCAACUUGACUCAGGCAGCAGAAAGCGAAGUGCCCUCUCAGGAGAGAAAGAACUUCAAGUCAAGCCCUGAAAUUCAGGAGCCGAUACGCCCACUGGAGAAAAGAGCCUUAAACUUCCUUGUGAAUGAGUAUUUGUUAAAAAAUGAAUAUAAGCUCUCAUCUAUCACCUUCUCAGAUGAAAAUGAUGAUCAGGAUUUUGAGCUGUGGGAUGACGUCGGCCUCAACAUUCCGAAACCCCCUGACCUUUUGCAACUCUACCGGAAUUGCGGUACCCCUCUUCCUUCGGCGAGGGACACGGUUGACGUCGCUGUGGAGGCAGAUUUUGGCGAUGUCCCCGCCGGACACUGUGCCGCACCGGAUGCCCUCAAGAAGCCUGACCUCUCGCAACAGCAACAAGCGGAGGUGGUCCAAGAGUUGGAGUACCAGAUCAGCCUCCUGAACAACGAGAAGCAGAGUCUCGCCGAUCAGAUGAAGAAACUUCAGAGUGAGAUUCAGACCUUGAAGCAGACCGUCUCCUCCCCCGCUCCAACCCCUCUGGACCGGAGCUCCCAGAAUACAUCCAAUCCCGCAUCCUCUUCUGCCACCAUCACUUCCUCGACUGAACCGCCUUCUGCGACUCUGGCAGAUAAUGGACAGUACCUGGACAUCCGAGGGGUUUCAGACCCUGGGAGUGACCCUCCUUCUACGCAAAACACACCACCGGCCCACAAUAAGCUUAAAAGUCGGCCUCCUGUCCAGUUUGAUCAGCCAAACAGGAAGUUAUCCCCGGCCUUCCAGCAAGCCCUGUUGUCCUUCUGCAGAAUGUGCUCAGACAGCCGUCUAGGAGCGGAGGUGUCUCGUAUAGCAGACAGCGAGGAGAGUGUGAUGUUAAUGCUGGGUCGCUGCCUUCCUCACAUCGUCCCGAAUGUCCUUCUUGCAAAACGAGAGAGAAUGGUUGCACAUCUUUGCCAGGAGCUGAUUCCUCUUAUCCUGUGCACCGCCUGCCUUCACCCGGAGUCCAAAGAGAGAGACCAGCUUCUUCACAUUCUCUUUAACUUAAUCAAGAGACCGGAUGAUGAGCAGAGACAAAUGAUCUUGACGGGAUGUGUUGCAUUCGCGAGACACGUCGGGCCCACGCGUGUCGAGGCAGAGCUGCUUCCUCAGUGCUGGGAACAGAUUAACCACAAAUAUCCAGAGAGGAGACUCCUUGUGGCCGAGUCUUGCGGCGCUUUAGCACCAUACCUGCCAAAGGAAAUUCGCAGUUCGCUAGUGUUGUCCAUGCUACAGCAGAUGCUCGCUGAGGACAAGGCUGACAUGGUCCGAGAGGCAGUAGUCAAGAGUCUUGGGAUUAUUAUGGGUUACAUAGAUGACGCUGACAAGUACUCGCAGGGAUUUGAACUGAUGCUACUGUCACUUAGCGACCCCUCGGAGAGGGUGGUCAGCGCCGUCCACCAGGUCUUCAUCCCGGCAUUCGCCGCCUGGACGACAGAAUUGGGAAGCCUCUACACUUUGCUCAUCCCGUCUCUCUUGGCCCGUAUCGAGAAACUCCUCAAGCAGGGGGAGCAUGGCCUGGAUGAACACAAGUUGCAUGUAUUCCUGUCAGCCUUGCAGAGUUUCAUCCCUCCUCUGUUUGCCGUGGUGCUGCAGAAUGCACCCUUCACCAGCCGAGCCAAACUCCACGGGGACAUACCUGCAAUAGAGGUAACCCGGUUCCCGAGGCCAGCUUCUUCCCUCCAGGAUGUGGCAACCAUCAUUGGCAGCAGGGAGAUGCUAAGCGCUCUGCUUCUUCUCUAUGACCACCAGCUGGAGCAUGAAGGCACCACCGGUUGGGAAAGCCUUCUCUGGGUGGUCAACCAACUGCUUCCUCAGCUUAUCGAGAUUGUGGGUCGCAUCAACGUCACGUCGUCAACAUGUGUUCACGAGUUUUCCCGCUUCUUUUGGAGGUUCUGUCGGACAUUCGGGAAGAUUUUCACCAACACUAAGGUCAAACCGCAAUUCCAAGAGAUUCUUCGCCUGUCUGAAGAGAAUGUCGAUGCUUCAGCCGGGAAUGGUAUUCUUACCAAAGCCACUGUUCCCAUUUACGCAACUGGAGUACUCACUUGUUACAACCAGGAGGAGGAUCGUAAGUUGUUAGUGGGUUUCUUGGAGGACGUUAUGACAACCCUGUCUUUGUCCCACGCACCUCUCGACAGCCUGAAAGCUUCUUUUGUAGAACUGGGUGCCAAUCCAGUGUACCAUGAAUUACUGCUGACUGUCCUGUGGUACGGCGUGGUGCACACCUCGGCAUUGGUCCGAUGUACCUCAGCGCGGAUGUUUGAGUCGAUUCUCCGAGGCAUGAGCGAAGCAUUAGUAGAUCGCCGGGCGGCCCCGGCGCUUAUAACACUGUGCAAUGGGCCUGAAUUCUCUGUGAGGAUAUCUACUAUUCCUGCUUUUGGAACCAUAAUGGAGACCGUGACGCAGAAAGAAUUGCUUGAACGUGUCAAGAUGCAGUUAGCGUCCUUUCUGGAGGACCCUCAGUAUCAAGACCAGCACUCGUUGCACAUGGAGAUCAUCAGGACAUUCGGACGAGUCGGCCCCAACGCGGAGCCUCGCUUUCGAGACGACUUCGUACUGCCGCAUUUGCACAAACUGGCGCUGGCUAACAACAGCCAGGCGACGGAGACCAAGAGAAUCGACAUCGCCACCCAGCUGUUCGAGGCCUACAGCGCUCUGUCCUGCUGCUUCAUUUCGGAGGAGGUGAUGAUCAACCACUUCCUGCCUGGUCUCAGGUGUCUGCGUGCCGACAUGGAGCAGCUUUCCCCGGAACAUGAGGUGAUUCUGAGCUCUAUGGUGAAAGAGUGUGAGAUCAAGGUGGAAAACCGCGGAAUGGGAGACGCACAAGGGUCCAUUGCAUCCAGUUUGGUGGGCGAGGACGCCAAGACCAAGUUCCUGAGCAAGAUGGGUCAGCUGACUACAUCGGGCGCCAUGCUGGCCAACGUCUUCCAGAGGAAGAAGUGAAGAAAACGUGAAUAUGAAGACUGUCGGCGGAGCUCCCAAGUAGAUGACAAAUCAAAUGUGACAUGAAUUUUAAAAGAGAUUUUUUUUUUUUUUUUUUUUGCAGCUUCAUCAAGGACAAUUUUUUUUUUAAUUUUUUUUUUUUUUUGUAUUUUUUUUUUAAAUAAUCACUCAGUGUUUGUUUGACUUCAUUUACAAAAGGAGCGUGACAAGAGGAAGAAAGUGACCAGUAUUGACACUCGGAGUGCCCGGAGUCAUGGCAGGUGACUGGACGCCUUUUUCGGGACAUUCAGGACUUGAAGGUAUCACUGGAAAAAAAGGUGUUCUACCCGCUGGAGGUUUUUUUUUUAUGUUAUUUUGGAGCAAACACUGCGAUCUUUAUAACACGUCGGAGUAAAAAUGACACUGAAAGUGUACAGUGACUGUAUGUGUGUGUGUGUGUGUGUGUGUGUGGUACCGAAACAUCGCCUACUUGAAGUUCUAAAUCGUCUUGCCUUUUUUUUUUUUUCCUCCGAAAGUCUGUCUCUGCGCUCUGUUUUGAUAGCGUUUUGAUAACUUAUUUAUGUCUUAAUGAAGGAUACACUUUAUUUCUCACUUCCAAAGAAAUUUGCACUUCAUUUUCUUUAAUUAUAAUGCACAUAAAUAAUCACUACUGUUAUGUUUUUCUGUCCAGAUAUCAUACCUUUUUCCUUUCUUUUUCUAUGUGGACAUCAGAGGUAAGGUGAGAUAUAUAAAAAAAAAAGCUUAUCAUACACUGACUACAGUGAGUGGAUGGUACUCGUGUAUAUUUGGAAUCUGUGUCAUGGUGUAAUAAAAGAUCAUUUGUGUAUUUAAAAAAAAAAAAAAAAAAAAAACGUUUUAUGGUUCAAAAGUGUCGACAGGUGCCAAAGGCUGUAAAACAAAAGGCAUUUGACAGACAAACACUCUCCACGUAGCACCCCCCCCCCCCCCCCCCCCAUCAAGCAACACUUUGAUGUUCUCUAAUGUCUGCGUGCAACAAACCAAAGUCCAAUUUAUGGGGCAUUCCCAACCGUUUCCUGCAGAAAAAUUCCCAGAUUCAGCAUGGAUGGAGCUGUGUCCGGUAUUUGCAUGAACAAUUUUUAUUAAAAAUAUUUUUUUCUUAGCUGAAAUUUGAUAAUGCAUGCAUUAAAAUUGCAAUUCAAGGCAGGACGGGGGAGCCCAGGAGCAAAUAUUAUGCAUUGUUAUGGAUUUAUAUAUUAGAAAAAGUAACAGUAACAUUAGUGCAACUGUAGGAAAUUGCACAAAAACAAUUUUGAAUGAUUGUAAAGACACUUAAAUGAUAAAUAAAAGGGAUAAAUAAACAUUUAAUUGAUGACGUGACUGCUCCCAAAGACACAAUGUGGCAGCGAGAUCACCACCUUCCUGUUUUGCCAUGAGUUAUUUCUUGAAUUCAAUAGUGUUUUUGACGUCAAUAACACAACAUGGAGCCAAACCAAUAUUUUGUGACAAAACAGGUGUUGAAGGUGUUGAUCUCACUGCCACAUUGUGUCUUUGGCAGCAGUCACAUCUUCAAUGGAGGUAAAAAUGUUAAUUUAUCCAAGUUUUAUGCAAAUAUAACUAUAAUGUAGUAUAAAAAUGUGUUUUAUAUGAAAAUUUUUGUGAGGCAACAUGAAUUUUUGUUAGCAAGGAUGUUUUGUGAUUAAAAAGUUGUGCGCUAAUCAGAAACAAUGUACGUAAACAAAGCAAAAUAUCGGCGAAAAACAUGCUAACCGAGGUUUGACUGUAUGUAGAAACAUUAGCAUCUGCAAUUCAGUUAUACAAAAAAUAUACUUAAUAACUCAGGGGUGUCAAAAGUGCGGCCCGGGGACCAUAUUUGGCCCUGCAGUUCCUUUUUUAUUGCCGCUGGGUAUAUUGUAAAAAUAAAAAUAAUGUAAAGAAUUAACUAAUUUGUUAUAUUGAAACAGAUAGAUAAUAAAUAAUAAUGUGGAGAAUAAAUAGAUGACAUCAAAUAUGAACAAUGUACAGCAUAAACAGUAAUUUGUACAAAUAAUUUAAAUAAUUUAGAAUAAAUAAUAAGUUGGUUUUAAAAGUUUUUAAAGCCCAAACUGUAUCAAAGUGGACCCUUGGCACGGAUUGCAGAAAAAAAAUGUAAAAAAUAUAGAAUAAAAAAUAUAGAAACAAAUUUAAAAAUACAGAAAAAAAUUAAAAAUAUCGAAGAAAAAUUUUUAAAAAAUAUAAAAAAAAAAAUUAAAAAAUAUAGAAAAAAAAUAAAAUAUAGAAAAAAUAAAAAACAGAAAAAAAAUAAAGAAAAAUUUUAAAAAUAUAAAAAAAUAUAUCGAAUUUUUUUUUAGCACAUUUCAACAUGCGUUUAAGAAUUUUUGUUGGAAAAACAAACUUACCAGUUGAUUAUGUUAACUUUCUGCCACUGAUAGAGCUCAAUGCUAACGUAAUGCAUGAUCUACAGCAUUUUAUUCAACAACAGUUAAAAAAAAAGAUAAGUAUACCAUCAAAAAGAACAGUUGAUCUUUAUGCAGGGUAACCACCCGCCAGUGAUAUCGCAUCAUUUGCAUAUUCAGGCUAAUUUUCAACCCACCUCCCUGAUAACUCUGCAGGUGAACAAAUAAUUGAUAUGGACCUAUAGCGAAGGGCGUGCACGGUGCCUUUUUAUGCGUUCCGCUACACGGCUCUCAUUCCUGCGCUCUUCGUUUGAUUGUUUGUUGACUCGUGUCAAGCAUGCCAGAAGAGGCGUGUCUGUGCAAGUACGCGCACACAUUUAGCUUUACUUUAGUGGCGUUCUGUCGGCACUUCUUACUCACAUUGAGUGACUGGAGUGAGUCAGUGGUCACAUCUGUUUCCUAAAUGAGGAAAAACGCUCAGUUUUCGUCAGCAGAAGCAUUCUUAGUAGUUUUUUGCAGUAUUUCUAUCAACUUUGACUAGCUCAAAUGUAGUGCCAAAACUAACAUGCUUACAGAGCUAAAAAAAAGAGUACUCUUUGUUUUGAAGUGAGGUGCUCGUUAAAAACAGCAUGAUGUCCGCUUACGGCAAAUCCAGCAUCGAGCUGCUUUAUUAUGUGAGUAUCUGUUGCGUUCAGAGUCAAUGUGGAGUUUAGGUUUGUUCAUAUGUGGAGCUUAAUUGCUACUGUGUAAACUGCAGAGGGGCCCCACCACAAAAUAGCUUUGUCAGCAUGUUUUUUUUUUUUUUUAUGGGAAAAAUAUGUGUUGUGCUGCAAGCCGUCACCGUCAUCUGCUAUGUUUGUAGCCUUUUUGUACUACGACACCUUUAACACGUAUAUAUUGUAUAUUGUUGUGUUGUGUUGAUGCAGUAUAGUUGUGCUUUUGGUGGUUUCUAACAUUUGCAUAACUGUCAUAUUGGCAGUGUAAUAACAUGUUAUGCAAAUGUAGCGGGUGGUAUAAUUAAGUGCACCGAAAUUACAUUUAUACGAGGACCAGAAUGUUUAUCAGAAUGGUGGACUACAGGGGGUGGGGGAUUUUUUUUUUUUUUAAUUCCAAUGUAAAUUCCAUGUAAAAAAAAAAUUCCGGCUUUUUCCUGAUUACGGAUUAUUCAUUCAUUCAUUUUCUUUUUUUUUUCUUUUUUUUUUCUCGAUUUUUUCUUCUUUUUAGCUUAGUGCCUUCUAUUUAUAUUCCAGUACUUUCAGCCAUUUUUAUGCAUGACAAUACUUGAGAUUAGAAAUCUGUAAAAUUUGGCUAAUUUGUGACUAAUAAUAACCACGAAACAACACAGAGUUAUUAAUAUAGUUUGGAAAAAAACAUAAUAAAGUAAAGCAAACUAAAGUAAACAUUAAACUCUUAUUAAAAACUGCAUCAGGAUGUUAACUAGAGCCAAGCUGUUCAUGGCAAUAUUUUUUGACUUGACACUAAUUUGUGAUCCUGGCGCUUAUUCGCCAUCCACCCAGCAUCUUUAGGGUUUUAACUAGCGCAUUUCCUCCAGCCAACCUUGGAUAUGUUGUAUCCGGGUCUUUAUUGGGAUGCUGUUGUUUGGCACAUGUGACAACCCUUCAAAACAUUGUAUGUGGUUUUGAGUGAGCCUUAUAAACUAAAUAACUGAUUUUGCAAAAUCUUUCCAUAGUAGAAAAAGGGAAUAUUAGACGUGGGUUUCUGAGUGCUAAGGUUCACCCAUGCGUUUUUUUUUUUUUUUUUCUACCGCUUUUCCUCAUGAGGGUCGCGGGGGAUGCUGGAGUCUAUCCCAGCUGUCUUCGGUUGAGAGGCGCGGUACACCCUGGACUGGUGGCCAGCCAAUCACAGGGCACAUAUAGACAAACAACCAUUCACACUCACAUUCAUACCUAUGGACAAUUUAGAGUCGCUAAUUAACCUAGCAUGUUUUUGGAAUGUGGGAGUAAACCCACACAUGCACGGGGAGAACAUGCAAACUCCACACAGAGAUCGCCGAGGGUGGAAUUGAACCCUGGUCUCCUAGCUGUGAGGUCUGUGCGCUAACCACUAGACCACCGUGCCGCCCUGAUUACGGAUUAGAGCUCCAAAAUGGUCUUCGGCGACUGAAUCUGGUUCUUGGGGGUCUCUAGAUUGUGGGCGGGGGGGUUCUCCUUUACCUUUAGAGAAUACCCAACCGGGAGAAGACCCCCAUGGAAUACCGAGGACACUCCAGAGGUUCUCACAGCUAGCCUUGGAACGCCUUGGUGUCCUCCCUGUGGAACUGGACCCUGGAUGUCUGGGUAUGUUACUACCAUCUAAAAGUUCAGAUCCCCUAUAUCCAAUGUCCCACCAUACCGCCAUUUUUGACUUCUUCUCUUCCUAAUAUCAUAUGUGAAAUAAUUGAUUGAGAAACUGUUGCACAAAAUCCUUGAAAUUGACACAAAUACUCUACUAGACAUGUGAUCGAAUAUUUUAACAAUAUUCACUUGUUUAGGACUUGUUUAGGACUUACUUAAUACAGUUUUAACAUUAUUAGAGCCCCCUAUACAAGUAAUGGUAAUGGUUUAAUUUCAUUUGAACAUGCAUCAGAUUACAAUU